This is a messenger RNA of Helianthus annuus (common sunflower), 700 nucleotides long. RefSeq lists its product as uncharacterized. Bases 107 to 577 code for a protein of 156 amino acids. NCBI's taxonomy places the organism in Eukaryota, Viridiplantae, Streptophyta, Magnoliopsida, Asterales, Asteraceae. The record is from RefSeq and is a predicted model, not a curated record. The transcript has 4 exons.
UAAACACCCAAUAAAAACUCAAUCUGGAUAGACAGGUCCCACAUGACCGAGUGGAUAACAAAUUUCACCACCAAACCGUAUGUGCUGGUAGGGAGAGAAAAAAAAAAUGGCUACAAACAUUGUUCACGGCGUCAAUAACUACCACUGCCACCAAAUAUCACGGCGGCUAUGUUUCAGUUACCACCAUGAACGGACCUCCGUCACGGUAACUUCAUAUUUGAAGCAUUCGAUUAGGCUGCAAAGGCAAAUUAGGGCUCCGAGAUCGUUAGUUGCGCGUAAGUUUACUAGAAUUUCUGCUUCGCUUGACCUGACGGAAGACAAUGUGAAGCUGGUUUUGGAUGAUGCUAGAUCAAAGUUUUCACACAUAUUUGAUACAUCAGUAGGGAUGACAGGAGUUGCAGAGUUGGCUGAAGUUGAUGGACCAUUUGUGAAGAUUAGACUCAAGGGCCGAUUCUGGCACGAACGGUCCCUCGUGUUAGCCCGGCUCGGGAACUAUUUGAAGGAAAGGAUCCCUGAGAUAUUAGAGGUGGAUAUUGAAGAUGAGAAGCAAUUGGAUGACAGCCCAGAAAACUUUUAAUGUUUCCCUAUCAGUUAUGUCAGUUAUAAAACAUGUUUCAUAUGUCAAAUUCAAUAUCACAUCUUGGUAAUUUGUGUUUGAACAAUAGACAAGUAAUCAAUAUAGCUAUUUAGUUGCCGGUUA